AUGAUUUUAUAUUUUUUAAAUACUUUUCCAAUAUUUUCGCUAACGCAAUGUCCACCACUUCAACCACCAUGCCGUUGUGCACCGUCUAUUCAUGAAGCUGUUGCUAUUAUUUGUGAAAAUGCAUCCACUUUAUCUGAUAUAUUAACUGCCAUAGCGGAAGCACGGAGUGUUACAAUAGCUGUUCUUCAUAUAACGGAUACCAUAAUUCCAACUCUUCCAGCCUAUAUAUUUCAAGAUUUUACUAUUUCACGAUUGGUGCUGAAUCGCUGCAAUCUGAAUCAAAUAGAUGAUAAUGCAUUUGUUGGAGCAAGUCUUGAUAAGCUAGCCGAUUUAGAUCUUUCUGAUAAUCAGCUUGGUGUAAUACCCAUGGCUGGUGUUCCACGUUUGACAAACCUCAGGAAACUGUCUCUAAAUCGUAACCGCAUCAGUCAGUUGCAGUCCAGUUCAUUCAUAAACUAUGAAUCACGAGAUAUACUGCAGAAACUAGAACUGGCCGGGAAUCGACUCACGGAUCAAAAUCUUGAUGAUUCACCUGUUUUCAGACCAUUACGUUCUUUACAACAGCUAAGUCUGGAAACUAACGCAUUAAAUGUCAUUCCAUCUGCUUCGUUAGUUAAUCAACGACAAACACUAACUAACCUAAAUUUAGGUUUAAAUCAAAUUAACGAAGUACCUGUUGGAACGUUAGAUUUCCCAAAUCUCAAUUCACUUUCGCUCGAAUUCAACGGCAUUUCACAAAUCAUUCCGCAAGCAUUUCAAGGAAUUCCAAAUCUGCAACAUUUGUAUCUUACGGGUAACAAAUUUUCUUCCUGGCAACCUGAAAUGUUCACAUUCGUUCCGCAACUGCUGACUCUAGGCAUUGGUGAAACCCCAAUCACCGUGAUACCAUCAAACGCUUUCCAGUAUAUAUCCAAGUUAAUACGUUUGGAAAUGUCCGAAGCAGCUGUUGAUACAAUUGAGCGAGGUGUUUUCCAGAGAACGCCAAAUAUUCAAGCAAUUAUUUUGAAUAAAAACCGUCUUUCCGUGAUACGUUCCGACUACUUUAAAGGUCUGGAUCAUUUGUAUUCCGUGAAUUUAGGCGGAAAUCGCAUUGAUACCUCUGAACCAUUCGCUUUCGCAAAUCUCCCACAAAUGAAUCAUCUCGAUAUCAGUUUUAAUCAGCUCCAAACGUUACCAGACAGCACGUUUGCAAAUUCAUUUUUACCGGAUCCAAAUGAACGGCGUGUCAUGUACGUGUGUGGCAAUCCGUGGUUGUGCAAUUCAGCUCUGGAGUGGUUUCGGACUUACCUCCGCGAAAAUGUUGACAUUGACGUCGAUAAACCUGGAUGCGUUGCUGCUUGUGUUGACAGUGUUAACGGCUGUCCUUCAGUUGGUACUCCGUUACGAGCUAUGGAUUACUGCCCUGCUAACGACAUACCUCUCCCACUAACCGGCAAUGCACUGUCACUCGUUGGUUGGAUUGUCUUAGCUAUCAUAAUGACAAUUUUAUUGAUCAGUAUAUGUUUGAUGUCAUUAGUUCGUUAUGGAAUAUCGCAUCGAAGGAAGAAAAUGAAAGAUCAGGAAGCGCUGGAAGAUGAACAGAGAGUUAUGUCAAUAACAGGAAGUGGAGUGCCGUCAGUAAUAACUCGAUCUUACUUGCCGCCACCAACAGUAGAUCUCGAUUUACCUCCAGCUCACAGUUUAGAUGAAACAACCAACUAUUUGUAUUAA
Cercopithifilaria johnstoni is the source of this 1710-nucleotide messenger RNA. The record is from the annotation of a GenBank genome assembly. Lineage: Eukaryota; Metazoa; Nematoda; Chromadorea; Rhabditida; Onchocercidae.